Messenger RNA from Caenorhabditis remanei, 1128 nucleotides. RefSeq lists its product as uncharacterized. Gene Ontology annotation, biological process: snRNA transcription by RNA polymerase II; snRNA transcription by RNA polymerase III. Gene Ontology annotation, cellular component: snRNA-activating protein complex. The record is from RefSeq and is a predicted model, not a curated record. Gene Ontology annotation, molecular function: core promoter sequence-specific DNA binding; bent DNA binding; RNA polymerase II cis-regulatory region sequence-specific DNA binding. The coding region runs from base 1 to 1128 and encodes 375 amino acids. Lineage: Eukaryota; Metazoa; Nematoda; Chromadorea; Rhabditida; Rhabditidae. The transcript has 7 exons.
AUGUACACCGUACCCUGCGGAAAAAAGCGCUCAUUCGAAUUGAAGAGAUUAAUGGAUCGAAAAUUCAAUUCCGAUGAACAAUGGUACAUUUCGCCGCUUAUCGAAUUAAAAAAUGUAAAAGAAGAUCUAUUAGAUGGUCGGGAGGCUGGAGAAGUCACAAUCGAUAGAGAAGUCGAGGAGAAAGAAGGAAAAAGCGAAAAGGAUUUAGAAAUGGAAAUGUGGCAGACCAGUAUGGCCUGUGUAGAAGGAGUGACAGAGGAAGAAGCUGCUGCAGCGAUUGAAGAAGUUUCAAAUCUCGACAUGUUCCUCGUCCGUCCUGUAGAUGUUUCGACUCGACGACUGGAAGAUAUGAAAGGAGAUGAAACGUUUCUCGAAAAAUCUCCACUUUUUACACACAAAUCGGUGAUAAAACGAGACGAGUUUCUAAAGACGUCGAGACAGAGAAAAUCGCAAUAUGUGACAUCACUGAAAUACGAUAAAUAUUUGAUGAAAGGAGGACCGAAUACUAAUGUAUACAGUCCACAAUGCUCUCUAACCGAAAAAUGCGAAGACGACAUCGUGAUGAUCGUCGACGCGAUGACACCCUACAAUCGAAUUCUUUUCUCCAAUGAGCUCCGAAGCUCACGUCUUCUAAAGCCCCAGAUGAAAUUCCUCGUUCGUGGUGACUCCCUCUUGUCAGAUUUGAGGCAGAGAUUGUCUUGCCAAAGCGACACAAUCGUCCCAUUAGAGAACGGAUCCGAGUUGGAGCCACAGAAUUUCGACAACUCAUCUGCCGAACGGUUUCCAUCCUCUUUCAUCUUUAUACAUGACACAUUUUAUGUCGAUUCGUCUGCAGAGAAUGCAAAGGAUAUUUCAUUCCCAAUCCGCAGAUUUAUGGAACAAAAAGAAAUCUUCGAUCCAGUGGAUGCGAAACACAUGGAAGGCGUCAAAAUCAUCGAUUUGAAACUUCGUCUCGGACAACCGUACAUCUUUCAACACUCGGGAAACUGUGAACAUCUUUUGAUUUUUCACGAUUUGAGACUUCUUCACGAAACAGAUCCACGUGGAAUUGAAAAGUAUCCAUUCGUGUUAUUCGAGAAGGGAAACGAGAGAAAGUGCGAGAUGUGCAGGAAAGGACAUGUUGAGUAA